AGUUUUUCUAGGAACUGGGGUCACGAGGAUUUCAGAAAAAGAUAUAAACUGUACUUGGAAUAUUAUCCAUUCGUGAUAUAAACGUUGGAUAUGAAAUGGAUGUACAUUGUUUUAGUCUGACUGUCGAAGGCUCGAAGUGUGCUUAUAAUAAACUGAGCGAUACAAAUGGUGAUGAAGAUUUGUAUUAUGAAUGGGAAGCCUCUUGAUGAAAGUGAAGGACCACCAAAUCUUAAUAUAUGUGAUGGCAAAGCGUGUCAUCGCCGAAUUCCGAAGUCUAAAUGUUUAAUGGCAGAAGAAGCUUCGAAACUUUUUCAUAUAGAAACGAGUGAAUUAAAUAGCGAAAGUAAGACAGUGUCUAUUAUUAAGGAAAAGAAAAAGGAGUCUCAAAACUUUAACGAAACGGGUACCUUAGGAUGUGGCCACGAGAGAGAAUCAGCUUAUUAUUGUGCCAAAGACAUGGUCGUCCAGAUCGGGACAUGUAUCACGUUAAGUCAAUCAGGGUGGUACUACGAACAUUGCUCUAGCCAGGAGGCCAAAAGUCUGCUCAAGAGAGAAUCUGUGGGAACUUUUCUCAUUCGAGACAGUUCCGAUUCUAAAUACUUGUAUUCUCUUAGUGUCAAGACCUCUCGGGGGACCACUAGUGUGAGGAUUAUAUAUAAUAAAGGCCAGUUUCAAUUGGAUAGUGACGAGAGAAUUAGUGCUAAGAUGCCCAAGUUCGACAGUGCAGUUCGUCUGGUGGACUUCUAUGCCCGUUUGACCGAUAUGGGCAAAAGUUACGUGUGUCGUUGGCUGGAACGUUCUGGACGAAAAGACCUGCCGAUAGUUUUACAAAAACCUAAACGAAACUGUGUAGUGGAUUUAAAACAUCUAUGUCGGUUAUCAAUUAAUCGAAGUCUACCCAAGACUCUCAGUCGGACAAAGGUGUUAAGCAAUAUGGAUAAACUGCCUCUUCCUACUAGUAUGAAAGGAUACCUCAAGGAAUAUCCCUAUAUCCACUGACAGUUAUUUUUUGGAGAUCCUGAUAUAACGAGAAAUAAUCGAACGAUACAUCCGUAUGACGAUUGUUUUGUGGUGGUUUUUUUUUUUUUUUUUUUUUUUUUACAUAUAAGCUAGGCAGCGAAAAGAUAAGUUGUGUAUAGUUCAAUGACCAUAUUAUCUACCUCAUUUUAAAUACGGAACAUGAUCUAUACGUUACACAUAUAAUUUAUUUAAUUUAUUUGAAUGACUGUGGGGUUUUCAUGAUGGAGUGUGAGUUUAUUUGUCGACGGUGCUACAUUUAUUUCUGGGUGUCUUUUUUUUUAUUAUAUAUAUUGUGUCGCACAUUAAAACAGAAAUUGAUGUUUAAAAUCUGAAAAAAUC
Molecule: messenger RNA, 1359 nt
Organism: Magallana angulata
Lineage: Eukaryota; Metazoa; Mollusca; Bivalvia; Ostreida; Ostreidae
Product: suppressor of cytokine signaling 2-like
Exons: 1
Coding region: 166-999 (277 amino acids)
Biological process (GO): phosphatidylinositol phosphate biosynthetic process; intracellular signal transduction
Cellular component (GO): phosphatidylinositol 3-kinase complex
Molecular function (GO): 1-phosphatidylinositol-3-kinase regulator activity
Source: RefSeq, a predicted model, not a curated record